AUGAAAAGUGCUACUUGUGUUUGCAAAGUAAUUUUUCUCCUUCUUGUUGUGGGUUUAGUUUGUGAAGGACAAGUAGUGGUUAGUUCAGGAUUUGUUGAAACAAGAGGCACCGGGUUUAUAGUAGAUGGUUCUCCAUUCUUGUUCAAUGGAUUCAACUCCUAUUGGAUGAUGACUGUGGCAUCGCAGCCGAGCCAGAGGUCCAAGAUCUCCGACGUCUUCAGGGAGGCUGCUGCCGCAGGCCUCACUGUCUGCAGGACAUGGGCAUUCAGCGAUGGAGGUGACCGAGCUCUCCAAAUGUCUCCCAGACUUUACAAUGAGGCUGUCUUUCAGGGGCUUGAUUUUGUGAUAUCGGAGGCAAGAAAAUAUGGGGUGAAACUGAUACUGAGUUUGAGCAACAAUUACGAAGACUAUGGAGGAAAGGCUCAAUACGUGCAGUGGGCCAGAAAUGCUGGCGUGCCCGUUAGUGGUGAAGAUGACUUCUACACCAAUGCAGUUGUCAAGUCCUACUACAAGAACCAUGUCAAGAAAGUGCUAACAAGGAUCAACACAUUCACUCGCAUAGCUUACAAAGAUGACUCCACCAUCAUGGCUUGGGAACUCAUGAAUGAGCCCCGCUGCCAAGCUGAUUACUCUGGCAAGACUGUCAAUGGAUGGGUUCAAGAGAUGGCAAGCUAUGUGAAAUCAAUGGACAACAAGCACCUGUUGGAAGUAGGCAUGGAGGGUUUCUAUGGGGACUCCAUUCCGGACAGAAAGCAGUACAAUCCUGGCUACCAAGUCGGCACAGACUUCAUCACCAACAAUCAGAUUAAGGAAAUCGAUUUCACAACCAUCCAUGCAUAUCCUGACAUCUGGCUCUCUGGACAGAAUGACAACUUGCAGAUGGCGUUUGUGCAGAAAUGGCUGACAACUCACUGGACGGACUCAAGGACGAUUCUGAAGAAGCCUCUGGUUUUCUCCGAAUUUGGGAAAUCGAAGAAAGACCCGGGAUACAGUGAGAGCGCUAGGGACGCCUUCUUGUACACGCUUUACACCAAGAUAUAUGAGUUGGCAAGAAGUGGGGGAGGGAUUGGUGGUGGAUUGGUUUGGCAAAUCAUGGCACAAGGCAUGGAUUCAUACUAUGAUGGCUACGAGAUUGUUCUGUCUCAGAAUCCAUCAGCCGCUGCUGUUAUUUCUCAACAGUCUAGGAAGAUGACUGCGCUUGAACAUGCAUAA
Molecule: messenger RNA, 1212 nt
Organism: Morus notabilis
Lineage: Eukaryota; Viridiplantae; Streptophyta; Magnoliopsida; Rosales; Moraceae
Product: mannan endo-1,4-beta-mannosidase 5
Exons: 5
Coding region: 1-1212 (403 amino acids)
Molecular function (GO): hydrolase activity, hydrolyzing O-glycosyl compounds
Source: RefSeq, a predicted model, not a curated record